Molecule: messenger RNA, 2598 nt
Organism: Hypoxylon trugodes
Lineage: Eukaryota; Fungi; Ascomycota; Sordariomycetes; Xylariales; Hypoxylaceae
Product: POPLD-domain-containing protein
Exons: 5
Coding region: 1-2598 (865 amino acids)
Biological process (GO): tRNA 5'-leader removal
Cellular component (GO): ribonuclease MRP complex; nucleolar ribonuclease P complex
Source: RefSeq, a predicted model, not a curated record
AUGAACAAGCCAAAACCUAGUACCGAGACUUCUAAAAACACAUCACAAUCCAAGUCUAAUAAGAGAAAGGAUCCUCCCCAACCGGAUGCGGGAUCUAAGAAUGGAGAGAAAAACUCAGAUACAGGCACCCGAGGUGCUAAACGCCCGAAGGUUCAUGAAAUUAGGAGCAUUGCCGCUCAAAAAUCCCACGCCGCAUUGAAAGAUGGUGAACUCAAUGUUCAAUCAUUCGUCGACGAGAGCAUGAGGCGUACUAGGACCUCCCAGACUAGUCGGGCAUUUCAGCGAGUGCCCUUCAGAAUGAGGCGCAGGGCUGCAGCCCAUAACUACAAAAAACGAGAGAUGGUAGAAGAUAAUACCCCAACCGUCAAUUCUAGCACGAGAAAACCAAAAACUACAAAAGCUAGGUUACGAGCCGAAACAGCCCAGAAACUGGGAAUUCUUGCAAAGCGAAAGAAAUUACAAAAAUUGAAAAAUUCCGGCGCUGAUAAACAAGCCAUCUCCAUAAAGACAUCUAGGCCGAAAAUACGAAGGAACUUCAGAAAACGCCAAGUCUCUAAGACAUGGCUUCCGACCCACCUAUGGCAUGCGAAAAGAGCGAGAAUGACCCCUCCUACAGAGCCAUUAUGGAGGUUUGCAAUUCCCCUUACGCCGACACAAAAGGUAUAUCGACCAACCCAUCGGAUUCAAUGGGAGAAGGGUGCAAUGGCUUGGGACAUGAGUUAUAUGAGUACAAUUAGCUUAUCAGGGGCCCAGAAUAGUGUCCAGAACGUACUCAAGGCAUUAGGAUUGGCUCAAGAAGCUCUAUGGAAUGAUAAGGCCAGGCGUUGGAGAUCAGGCAGCAUGCAUUGGACCGGGAUAAUAAGCAGAAAAAUUGAAGGUGGCGUGCAGACUAUCGGACCUGCAACCAUUAUCUGGAACCCUGAAGGCAAUGCUGAUAACACCGAACAACGAAAAGGGUUCAGGCAACUCUACAUCCGUAUCCAUCCUUCUGCAUUUUUAGAAGCAUUCAACGAGAUUUUGCGGCUCGCAAAAGGGCAGAACCCCCGACCUUACGUAGAAGACUUGAGGUUUGAGAUCGGAAGCAUCGAUAUCACCGGUCCCGAUUCAACGGAAGCAUUACUUGGAGUGCUAAAGCCAUACUUCUCGAAACCUGAGUCAAAGGAACAGCACGCUUCAAAAUUUGAAACCCUCGCUGGAUUAAAAGACCCAGGCGCCUUACCCCUCGGGACUCUACUUGCAUUUUCCGUUGCAGACCCCCGCCUGUGCUACCCUCCACGACGGGUAGCUCUUCCAAAAGCAAGCGACCAAAAUGCACAAAUAGCACUUUUAGAAGCCGUCUCAUCAUUCCGCAAAGAAGAAGCCAUUACACCGUAUCAGUUAUUCAACAGAGAUAUGCGAUUUAAAGCCUCUAAACUUCCAUCGCAGCGAUCUCUAAAUCGUCGGCGUACUAAAGGUGCUCCAGGUAUAGUCCUUGAACCAACUGCAGUUGACCCCUCUAUUCCUAUCAUACUACUUGCUUCUCGCCACUCCACUGAUUCCGAAUCAUCUGGUACGUGGACAUUAAUGCUUCCGUGGAAAUGCGUUCCCCCUAUCUGGUACAGUCUAAUGCAUUAUCCCCUCUCAACUGGUGGCAACCCUUGGUUUGGAGGUUUAGAUGAGAUCAGGCAUGUUGCAUUCGAACGAGGCCUUCCCUGGUUCCCUGGCGAUCUACUCGCUACAGACGCGGGUAAAACUUGGGAAUUAGAAGAACGAAAAGUAAGACAUCGAGCAUGGGAUCGAAUGCCCAAAGCAAAACGAGUCAAUUGGGACUCGCUUGAUCUAGGUGCAGGACGAAAAGGCGAAAUUGGUGUAGGGUGGAAUUGCGACUAUGAAACACUUUUUGAUCUCAGGAACACAAGCGAUUCCAACGAUAUGUCAGUUGACGAGAAGGAAGACAGAGAUAAGAAGCCGCCGUUACCAGCAGACUCACUAGAAAGCAUUACGCAGCUUACAAAAUCCACCUUUGGCACUUACCAAUUACCUACAUCAAAACCACCUCCGCCGGCCUCCUUAGUAACAGUAAGAAUAAAAGUCCUUGGGCGUGGAGGAGUAACUACAUGUGCUAGGAUCUAUCGACUUCCAGAUAUAAAGCGCAUCGCUGAGUCGACACAAGCGGAAGUACCAGCCACAGACCCUCCUCAUCCGAAGGGGGAAUACAGGCUGCCAGCCAACCUGCGCGACCAGUGGCUGGCGCGGAAGCCAUCCGGGGGUAAGACAACUAAAAAAGUCGUUGUGAAGCAAGAUAUGGAUCAGGAGACACGACAACGGUUACUCGCGCAACAACUCAUUGGUCCACCAGGAGCCUUUCCACCACCACCUCCCAAUUCCGAGAACAUCCAAGGCCAUCCUCUAUGUCCUGAUAAGGAGGACCUGAUUGGAUUUGUCACGACUGGCUGUUUCAACUUGAGAGAUGGAAGAGGUGAGGCGAUAGGAAAUUUAUCAGCUACCAAAACUCUUGAAGAGCUGAAGCGAUAUAAAAACGACCCCGCCGCAAGACUUUGCGUUGUCAGAGACGCGGGCCAGAACAUUGGCUGGCUUGGGAAGUGGGAGUUAAUUUAG